This is a messenger RNA of Symbiodinium sp. CCMP2592, 1608 nucleotides long. NCBI's taxonomy places the organism in Eukaryota, Dinophyceae, Suessiales, Symbiodiniaceae. The record is from the annotation of a GenBank genome assembly.
AUGGGGGCUUUGUCUGCAGCCAGCUGCUGUGUGCAGGAGGCCUUUGGCUACGACAGAUCUUUGGUAGCUUCUGGCAAGGCCUUGCAGUGGAAGACGGCCCUACAACUCUUGUCGGAGAUGCCGCAAUCAACUCUUCAAUGCGGCGCUCUUCACUGCACUGUUGUCAUGAGCGCAUGCACCAAGACAAGCCGAUGGCACAUGUCUCUGACUCUGUUUUCCAGCAUGCUUUCGAGCCGCAUCGCUGCAAGUCUAAUUGCCUACAAUGCCGCCAUCUCUGCCUGCGAGAAGGGCAGACUGUGGGCCACAGCACUGGCGAUUUUAUCCUUGAUGCCCAUGUGCCAGAUGCAUCCAGAUGUGUACAGCUUCAGUACCGCCAUCAGCGCCUGCCAGAAAGGUGGCGAGUGGCAAAUCGCCUUUCUGCUGUUGAACCAGAUGAUGCUUGAACGUAUCUCGCCGAACCAAUUCAGCUUCAACGCGGCCGUCAGCGCCUGUGGAAGCCAGGGCUUCUGGGAGCUCGCCCUGUGCCUACUGUUGGACAUGGCUGAGCUCGGAGUGCUGCCGGAUGAGAUCACCUUUAACGCCGUUAUGAGCUCCUGUGAGAAGAGCGGUGAAUGGCGCGUCUGCUCACAAUUGCAUUCAGAGAUGCUGGAGGCGCGGCUUCAGCCGGAUGCCAUCACUUUCAAUGCAGAGAUCAGCACCUGCGGGCGUGCAGCGCAGUGGCAGCGGGCGCUGGAGAUUUUUCGCCGGAUGCCAGCUGACAUUGUGGCCCCCAGCGUGGUAAGCUUCAAUGCAGCGAUCAGCGCAUGUGAGAGGGGUCUUUGCUGGAGGACUGCCCUUCUGCUGCUCUGGAACAUGCAAGACCAUGAGUUGAGACCAAAUGCCACGACCUUCAAUGCGGCCAUCAGCUCCUGUGAGAAGAGCCUACGUUGGGAGUGGGCUCUGCAACUGCUUUGGAAUAUGCAUGAGGCUGGAGUUGAUCAAGAUGAGAUCAGCUUCAACGCCGCCAUCAGCGCCUGUGAAAAAAGCCAGCAGUGGCAGAUGGCUGUUCUUCUCCUGGCAGCAAUGCCUUUGGCUGAUGUUGAGCCUGGGACAAUCAGCUUCAGCUCAGCGAUCAGCGCCUGUGAGAAGCUUUCUCUCUGGACAUCCGCCCUGGCCCUGUUUGAGGACCUCAGCGCCAGGGCAUCUCCGGAUGUGAUCUGCUUCAACGCCUUGCUGAGCGCCUUGGAGAAGAGCCAGAGAUGGGAUCUGGCUCUUCAGACGCUCAAACGCAUGUCGGCAGCCGCGUCGCAUCCCAACCUUGUCUCCUUCAACGCCACCCUCAGCUCGCUGGCGCACCGCUGGGUGCAGGCCAUUGCGCUCUUUUCGCAUCUGCCGACGGGUUCGCUGGUGCCCGAUUCUAUCAGCUUCAACGCAACAGCCGGAGCCUGCGAGAGGGGCGGACAAUGGCAGGUUGCUGUCGCUUUGCUGUCGCACAUGGUGCGCACGAGAAACCCUUGCAUGGUGAUCAGCCAGAAUUCUGCUAUCAGCACCUGUGAGAGGCGUGGGCAGCAGUUCCACCGCUGGCUGCCGCCCACGGCUUCGACGCGGAUCUCAGGGCCAAGGACCUGA